Molecule: messenger RNA, 1257 nt
Organism: Paramecium tetraurelia
Lineage: Eukaryota; Ciliophora; Oligohymenophorea; Peniculida; Parameciidae
Exons: 4
Molecular function (GO): protein binding
Source: RefSeq, a predicted model, not a curated record
AUGGAUUAAUCAAAAAUUAUAGAUGAUUCAAUUACUUUAGAUGUCAAAUCACCAAAAUUAAAUAAAUUAUACAUAGUGUGUUCAAUUAAUAGUAAGGAGCCAUUUACAGAUCCUGAGACUAUUUAAGUAGAUUUUAUAACUUAAAAAUCUGACACUCUAAUGGCGUUGAAGAUUCCAAGAAUGUUUGCAUAUAUUGGAUUAUCAGGCACCAAAGCUGUUUAGAAUAAAUAGCAUGAAGAAUAACCAAAUCAAUAUUUAUCAUGUUUCAGAUUAUUAGAUGCAGAUAACCUAAUUGGAGGCUAUUUGGAUGGCAGAAUAAUUUAAAAAUAGAUAUCCACAUAGCGAAUAAUUAAAGAAUUCAAUCGGCAGAAUUAAGAAUCUAUUAUCAAGAAGAGACCCUUGAAAAUUCAUAUUUUCCAAAAAUAUUUUGUUACUCUUUUUUUAGAAGGAGUCGUUUGCAUUUAUCAUCAAGAUCUUUAAAUGUUCAAAUUUUCGAACGAAUAUGAAAAAGUAAUGCAAUUGUCAUUCAUAUAUCAUAAAUCUAUAGUAAGUUAGAAAACACUAAAGUAAUUUGAAUCAGCACAUAAUUUUCAUUAUCACUAUUUAAAUUAUGGGGAAUUUUCGAAUUUUUAGUACUGUUAGCAAAAGAUGAACCCUCUUUUUUUAUUUAGAUUCUAAUCCAUGUCAAUUAAUGAUAUUGAGAUAUUACCUUUUAGUCCUUUGGAACAUCUAAACAAUCCUGAGCAACGAAUGGAGAAGGGGUUGUGUUUAGCGAUAAGUGGAUUAGAUGGAUAUUUUAGAUUGCUAGAUGCUAUAACUAAUAAACCAUUAUUUUCAUUUAAAACUGAAUAUUGUGGGAUUUGUUCAUUUUCGUUUAAUCCAAAUUUCAGCAGUGUUUGUUUAGGAGCCUAGGAUGAUUCUGCUUACGUGAUAAACUUCAAUACAAAAGUGUCAUGGAUACGAUUGCUGGGUCAUAACUCAUUUAUUUCUAGAGGAGUGUUUAGUUCAAUAAGUGCAACAGAGUUCAGGAUAAUAUGCGGAUGCUAUGAUGGUACGAUUUCAAUAACAGAUGUUGAUUUAAAUUAAUUAAACCAAGAAAAUAGUUUAUUUGUGAGGGCAUAAGAGAAGGAGAAAGUGUUAUAAGUUAAGAACAUUCAAAGCGUGUCAUAAGAUGGAGUUGCAAAUGUAGCAGAGUAUUAGAAUUAUGUUGUUUGCAUUAAUUUUGAUGGAGUAAUUAAAAUUUUUCUAUUGUAAUGA